Auxenochlorella protothecoides is the source of this 1431-nucleotide messenger RNA. RefSeq names its product putative mitochondrial-processing peptidase subunit alpha-1. The coding region runs from base 1 to 1431 and encodes 476 amino acids. NCBI's taxonomy places the organism in Eukaryota, Viridiplantae, Chlorophyta, Trebouxiophyceae, Chlorellales, Chlorellaceae. The record is from RefSeq and is a predicted model, not a curated record. The transcript has 4 exons. Gene Ontology annotation, molecular function: metal ion binding. Gene Ontology annotation, cellular component: mitochondrion.
AUGUCCCUGCUGCGUGGGCUGGAGCAGCCCGCCAAGGCUCUGGGCCGGGGAUGCUUUUCCACCAGCACCGGACUCCAGGCGGCUGCCCCUGCCCUGGCGAAGACGGCAGAGAAGGGUUUCCUGUCCGGCCUCUUCGGUGGCUCCAACAGGGUGACCACCCCCCUCACCGACCCCCUGCCCGGCGUGCAGCUGCCCACCCCCGCCCCAGCCCCCUCCUCCCGCCCUGAGACCCACAUCACCACCCUCUCCAACGGCGUGAAGGUCGCCAGCGAGAACACCCCGGGUGCGACGGCCACCCUUGGCAUCUAUGUGGAGUCUGGGAGCGUGAAUGAGACCCCCGCCAACUCUGGCGUCUCCCACCUGCUGGAGUACCUGGCCUUCAAGUCCACGGCGCACCGCACCCACCUGCGCCUGGUACGCGACGUGGAGGCCCUGGGCGCCAACGUGCUGGCCUCCGCCUCGCGCGAGCAGAUGGCCUACACCAUUGACCUGCCCCGCACGCUGGUGCCCGAAGCCCUGGAGGUCCUGGCCGACGCGGUGCUGGCGCCGCGCCUGGCGCCGCACGAGGUGCGGGACGCCGCCGCCAAGCUGGAGGCCGACCUGAAGGGCCUGGCCGACAACCCGCAGCUGGCGCUGCUUGAGGGCCUGCACGCCGCCGCCUACUCGGGCGACCUGGGCAAGCCCCUGAUCGCGGCUGAGGGGGCCGCGGCGCGCCUCACCCCGGCAGACAUCGCCGACUUCCUGGCGGAGAACUACACCGCGCCGCGCAUCGUGCUGUCCGGAGGCGGCUCCGCCUACACCGGCGGCGAGUUCCGGCGCGCCGCCCCCGGCGGCCUCACCCACGCCAUCCUGGCCUUUGAGUUUGCCGGCGGCUGGCGCGACGUGCAGGGAUCGGUGGCGGCCACCGUCCUGCAGUACCUGCUGGGCGGCGGCGGCUCAUUCUCCGCCGGCGGCCCGGGCAAGGGCAUGCACAGCCGGCUGUACCGCCGCGUGCUGAACCAGCACGGCUGGGUCAGCAACUGCACCGCGCUGUCAUCCAUCUACAACGACACGGGACUGGUGGGUAUCUUUGCCUCCGCAGACGCGGACCGCGCCGACCACCUCGUCCGCGUGCUGGCCGACGAGGCCGCGGCCUUGGUGUCGGACCUGAAGGACGGCGAGGAGCUGGAGCGUGCCAAGGCCGCCGCCCUGUCCUCUGUGCUCAUGAACCUGGAGAGCCGCGCGGUGGUGGCCGAGGACAUCGGGCGCCAGGUGCUGACCUACGGCAGCCGCAAGCCCGCCGCCGAGUUCGCCGCCGCCAUCCAGGCGCUCACCGCCAAGGACCUGAAGGCCUCGGUCAAGGCCGCGCUGGCCAAGCCGCCCACGCUGGCCACGCUGGGCGACGUGGCGCGCGUGCCCUCCCUGGAGGCCGUGCGCAAGCACCUGGCUUGA